AUGCUUACGACGUUGCGGAGUGGUGUGGUGUCGACAUCACAACAUGCAAAUUAUCAACAAACAACAACAACUACUAGUAGUUCAGCUCAAUUCUCACAGGAGCAGUUCAAUCGAUUGAAAGAGCAACUCGCUCAAGUCAGUGCGGAGCUGCAGCAAAAGAACCGAGAGUUGGACGAUCUCAUUACCUAUUCCACUGCACUCGAGGUCAAGCUGAUAUCGAUCGGUGCCGACGAAACACAAUGGGAAUGUCAGAGAUACACACAUCAGGACCGUCAUGACGACCCGACCUUUGACAGAGUACUGUCGAUCGAAUCGAUGGUGAAUAUACAGGAUUCGCGAAUGAGACCGUCUCUCGAGAUAUCCGCAUCGAAAUGCUUCAAAGAGACAAUGGAUAAACCGAUAAAGUUGAUGUGUUCGAAAUUCAAUGCAGAAUCGAUACCAAGGAAAUACUCACAGUCUAUAUUAUCAAAAGUAUCAUCUCAUGCUGACAACACAGAGAAUAUCACAGUUGAGAAUAAUAAUCAAUAUAUUACAGGUGGAAUCUUCAACUUUAGAAAUGGGGAGUUCAAGUGGUUCGAAGAAGUCUAUUUCGAUAGCUAUAAUGUUGCACCAAGUUUCGGAAGUAGUUGGGGUGAUUUCAAUAACGAUGGAUAUCCCGAUCUCUAUGUAAACAAUCACUAUUGGACACCGGCUCUAUAUCUUAAUCUAAAGAAUGGUUCAUUUGAAAACAUUGCAUUGAAAUCAAUACCUUUUCUUAAUGAGGAUUUUAAGAAUAAAUUUAUAGAUAAACAUGGAGGUGCAUGGGCAGAUUUCGAUAAGGAUGGACAAUUGGAUUUUUUUGAAGUUACAGGUGCCAAGUAUGGAACCAGUGCGAUUCCAAACAAUCUGUUUAGAAAUCACAAUGGACUAUUGAUUGACGAAGCAAAGAUGAGAGGUGUCGACUAUCCAUUGGCACGUGCAAGAACCAUCUCAUGGGUCGACUAUGACAACGAUGGUCAUCUCGAUGCAUUCAUAGCUGCACAAAAACGUGGAGAUGGACAAGGUAAACCUGUUCUAUUCCGACAAAAUCCAUUGAAUAAUACUUUUGUCAAUGUGAACGAUGUAUAUUCAAAUGUUUUAUUUGCACAUUCAACAGAUAUUGAUAAUGAUGGUGUGCUAGAAUUCUUUUUAUUGUCAUUUACAUUUCCUUUCAAGGUUUAUCAUGCUAAUCAAUAUCCAUUUAAAGAUGUUACUACCGAUAUUUUCAAUUUCAAUUUGACGGCUGUAAAGAAAUACUUUGGCAAAGUAGAAGAACAUGCUCAUGAAGUAAAUACUUGGAUUCCACCAUCCGAAGACACUGGUUACUUCUCGAUUAUCAGUGACACUGUCUUUGGUGACAUCGAUGGAAACACCUGGCAAGAUAUAGUAAUCGCAAGAAACUACUAUGGAAAAUGUAUAGUUGAAAUAUUUUAUAAUCAAGGCUAUGAAAGUCAUACAGAAAGAUGUUUAAUUAACAAUGUUAUAACAGAAUUGGUGGAAUGGAAAAUUAAACAAAUUUAUAGUAAAGCCGGUGUUACAUGCGGAGCGUUGGCAGUUGGCGAUUUCGAUAACGAUAGAGAUUUGGAUAUAUUUCUAUUGACCUAUUUGCCAUAUUCCAACUCACCUAAUGUAUUUUUUAUCAAUAAGGGUGGCAUGGAAUUUUUAGUGAAGGAAGACGGUCUUGGCGCCGCUGGCUCAACCUUUGGAAAGGCAGAGUCAGUGUCGGUCGCCGACUACGAUGUCGACGGUAGACUCGACCUUUUCAUUACGAAUGGCAAAGGAUCGCCACCCUUUGACGUGGGACCAACACAGUUGUUCCACAACAUCGAGAAACAGAGGAACUGGAUUGAAAUCGAUGUCGUCGGUAUCACAGAGAAUCCACAUGGAUUCGGAGGAAGAGUAUUCCUGCGGUCUUGCGGAACCACACAGAUUCGCGACAUUGAGAAUGGUGUUCACUUUUCAUCGCAAAACUCAUUCCGUAUUCAUUUCGGACUCGGAAAGUGUCCGACCAUCGAUGAGAUUAAAGUGUGGUGGCCUAGAUCACAGAAAUUCCAAUCAAAGAAAUCAAUCAAACCCAAUCAAGUUUUGUUAUUCAAAGAGAAUCUACAAUAA
Messenger RNA from Heterostelium album PN500, 2130 nucleotides. Its product is annotated as CRTAC1 family protein. Bases 1 to 2130 code for a protein of 709 amino acids. The record is from RefSeq and is a predicted model, not a curated record. The transcript is spliced from 4 exons. NCBI's taxonomy places the organism in Eukaryota, Evosea, Eumycetozoa, Acytosteliales, Acytosteliaceae.